This is a messenger RNA of Adineta ricciae, 609 nucleotides long. The record is from the annotation of a GenBank genome assembly. NCBI's taxonomy places the organism in Eukaryota, Metazoa, Rotifera, Eurotatoria, Adinetida, Adinetidae.
AUGCAACAGUCAAAUUAUAUCGCAUAUCCAAAUCAAAUAACUCAACCAUUUCGUCCAAUACCGCCAGCUAACUUUCUACAAGGCUCACCACCCUUUGUUAAUCAGUCAUUUGAUCGUUUUAAUGGAAUGCGUCAAACUAUUCGUCCUUAUCGAUAUGUUUCUCGUCCAUUACAGCCCUAUCAAAAUAAUCCGGGAUAUCCAGGACCAAGGAAACUUCCACCUCGACUUCAAUAUCAACUUAAACUAAUUCCUCCGCGACCACCUAUUGCUAUAGCUUAUGAGACGAAUCACAGACGAGAUGUAAGAAUGCCAAUACCUCAAACGUUCGAUCAAUUGCCGACCGAUCCAAGAAUCGCACGAGAAGAAAAACGACAAAGUCUUGACUUGGAUCUCGACAGCGAUCUUUCAUCCUUAUAUAGUACACAACCAGUUGUGACAGAUAAUGCAAACCGAAAUAUACACAGUAAGAUGGAUUUCGACAUGCGAAAUAGAAAUACACUUCGAGUACGAAGCAAAAAACAAUCAGCGUGGGAAGAUGACGACAAUUCACAAGAUGAAGAUCAUUCUCAUACGUGUAGUAAUCAUAUUCCAACACGUCCUUAUAACUAA